Molecule: messenger RNA, 1955 nt
Organism: Polychytrium aggregatum
Lineage: Eukaryota; Fungi; Chytridiomycota; Chytridiomycetes; Polychytriales
Exons: 2
Coding region: 358-1845 (495 amino acids)
Molecular function (GO): protein binding
Source: RefSeq, a predicted model, not a curated record
AGAGCCAGGACGAUUCCGUCACGUCCCUCCCCAAAAUAGCUGCCCCUCGCUCCGUUGGCUUCCUCGGAUUGGAAAUAGCAACAUGGCCUUGCCGGUGCUGUGUCGGCUGGUGCUGGACCCGAAAUAGACCACCGUCGCGGCUCGCUCAAGGACCAAGACGUGAGUGGUUCCUGCGACAAAUAUGCCGCCGUGCUAUAAAGGCCCUCGCGGUCCCGCAGGUCGCACGCUUUCCAUGAGCCCGACUCGCUUCAUCCACGACCAUCCAGCCCCGCAGCUCCGGACCACGGCCGCCUCUGCAGCGACGCCGCCUUCUCCCACUGGCAUCUGGACAUCCCCCUCCUCAGCCCGUCUCUGUCCAUGUCUUCCAAGUUUGCCUCGGUGGUGCUCUUUACCGUCGGCACAUUGGCGCUCUCGAGAAACCAGCGCACCAAGGCGUUUCUGACGUUCCUCAAAUCGGCCCGGCUGGGCUGCGUCGAUGCUUACGGUGCCCUCGGCUUCCUCUUUGAGUUUGGCCUGACUUCCGAUAAACACCCGACUGCCGCUCCCGACCACAAAACCGCCGCCAGUCUGUACGAAUAUGCCGCCCAGCACGGCUGCAGCAUGGCCCAGGCUCGAUUGGCUUUCCUCAAAGCCCACGGACGCCCCAACGUCAAGAUUGACCAGCAGGCCGCCAUGCACUGGAAGACCCAGGCCAACCGCCCCAACCGACAGUCGAUUGCGUGGCUCAGAUAUCUCGCUCGUGCCGGUCUUGCGCACGCCCAGUUCUGCCUGGCCAUCUGCUGCUACAACGGCAUCGGCACCCCCGAGAACAACUCCAAGGCAUUCAAGUGGGCUCAGCUCGCAGCAAACAGCGGCCAGCCUGGCGCACAGAACCUGCUCGGCAACAUGUACAUCGAGGGCUCGGGUGUCUCCCAGGACUCCAACCUGGGCUAUUACUGGUACCAGCGGUCGGGCGAGCAGGGCGAGCCCUCGGCCAUCUACAACAUGGGCACACUCUACGAGCGAGGCGUGGUCGUGGAGCAGAGCCUCAGCAGGGCUUUUGAUUACUACCUCCGAGCGGCCAUCCUCGGCAGCGUCAACGCUCAGAACGUGCUCGGCAUCUUCUACGAGCAGGGCACUGGCGUCGCUGUCGAUGGCAACCAGGCGGCUGCGUUCUACACCAAGGCGGCGCUGAACGGCCAUCCCCACGGCCAAUACAACCUGGCCCGAUGCUUCCACGACGGGUUUGGAGUCAGCAAGAACAACCAAGAAACCGUGCGCUGCCUGGAGCAGGCUGCGAGCCAGAACCACCUCAUGUCGGUGCUGUCGCUUGGCAUCUGUUUCGAAUACGGCAUUGGCACAGACAAGAGUAUCGAUCGGGCAUUUCAAUGCUACUUCCAGGCAGCGACGCACAAGGACGGGCCCUAUAGCCGCAUGGCAAAGCGUCGGCUCAAGCCCCAUUAUGCCUUCUCUGUCCUCCGGGCUGCUCGGGCGCUGCUGUUGGGCUCGAAGCGCGAUCCAACACUGCCUUCGACACGGCUGACGGUCGCCGAUCUGCCUCCCGAGAUCCAGGAGCGCAUCAUCUCCUUCCUUGCUCCAGAAAGCAUCCUGAGUAUGCAGGAGCGCCGGACGCUCUUGGCGGUGGCCACGAACCGGGCGACCCUGCACAACGAGACCCGAUUCGAGCCCAGCAACAUCCGCCAGUCACCGCUGUCGGGCAGCCUCGAGUACACCCUGACGAUGCGGAGCGGCACCCUGACACAGGACCACAUCUAUCAGCAACUCAAGUUCCGGCCGAUCAAGCUGAUGUGCAACUGCGAGGGCGGUUGCCAGUUUAUUCGACAUAUCAUGACGGCGAUGGAGUAGCUUGCCACCUGUGCCCGUGCAUGGCAAUGCCCCCAGAAUGAACCGAGGCGCCCUGUUCUCCCUUUCUGUAUCAUGAAUAUACUCAUGCUUCGUUCCGACGGCGCUCCCUC